AAUACUGUAAAUAUUAUCGUAUAUUACGUGAGAAAUGGCCGACAAAUGCAUUCACGUCUACCUCGACAUCAAAGUCGCCGACGAGUCAGUCGGCCGAAUAGUUAUUCAACUCUUCAAUAAUGUGGUGCCGAAGACGUGCGAAAACUUCCGCGCCUUAUGUACGGGUGAAUUGGGUGUCGGCUCUCAAGGAAAGCCUCUUCACUACAAAGGAUCCAUUUUUCACAGAAUAAUCCGCGAUUUUAUGAUACAAUGCGGAGACUUCACUAAUUUUAACGGAACGGGAGGUCAGAGUAUUUAUGGCGAGAAGUUNGGUCAGAGUAUUUAUGGCGAGAAGUUUGAUGACGAGAACUUUGACCUCAAGCACGACAAACCGGGUCUCUUAAGUAUGGCCAACGCGGGGCCCAAUACUAACGGCUCGCAGUUCUUCAUCACAACCGUAGCCACACCUCAUUUGGACGGAAAGCAUGUGGUGUUCGGACAAGUGGUCAGAGGCAUGGGUGUCAUCAAACACUUGGAGGGCUUACCCACCGGUGCUAACGACGAGCCCAUUGAAAAGUGUGUUGUCUAUGAUUGCGGACAAUUCAAAGACGGAGAGGAAUGGAAUCUCACUGAGAAUGACGGCUCCGAAGAUGUGUUCCCAUCGUUUCCCGAGGAUUCCGAUCUGGACUUCACUUCGAUCGACCACAUCUUGCAAAUCGGUGAACACAUCAAAGGCUCCGGCAAUUCAUACUUCAAGAACGAAGACUUCGUGAACGCGAACCACAAAUACAAGAAAGCGUUGCGUUAUUUGAAUAAAUUACACGACAAUGACCUCAACGACGACGUCACCAAACGGGUCGUCUCUCAAGAACUUCCGUGUCUUCUCAAUAGCGCCGCGUGUCUGCUGAGGCUGAAGAAGUACGACUCGGCGUUGGAAGUGCUGAACGAAGCGCUGGACAUCGGACCCGAUAAUGCAAAAGCGUUGUACCGAAGGGGUCAGGCCUUUCACGGGCGACGCGAAUACGACAAAAGUCUAGCCGAUCUCCAGAGGGCGCAGUCGUUGGCACCGAACGACAAGUCGAUUACAUCGGAGUUGGCGGCCGUGAAGGGCGAGAUCGAGGCCUACAAAGCGCGCGAGAGGAAGGCCUACGCGAAGAUGUUCUCAUAGAUACGUAGCAAUCCUUGUCUCAUAAGUACCGGUAAUUUGUAUUAUAGAUGAGAGCAACACAUUUGCAGCGAAUUUGUAAAUAACGGCAACAAAU
Molecule: messenger RNA, 1241 nt
Organism: Oppiella nova
Lineage: Eukaryota; Metazoa; Arthropoda; Arachnida; Sarcoptiformes; Oppiidae
Source: the annotation of a GenBank genome assembly